CCGCACCCAGGAUAGGAUACCUCCUCUACACCAUCAGCACCCGCAAUGUCCUACGAGGAUAACAAUCCAUUCUCAUCCUCUCCAACGGAGGACAACCGCCCAAGCUCGUUCCAUCCUUACUACUAUGCCUCAGGCUCGACGUCGAGGGAGGAGCACGAGCAGGAAGCGGAACCACAGCAAGAACAGACUACCGGGUCCCCAGCAUUCGGUGAGGGUGAGGACGAGGAGGUGCCGGCGGAGUAUUCAGGUGGUCUGAGCAUUGGCGACAGGAGGGAAGCGACAGAAUCGAGCGAACCGCCAAGCAAGCACGACGAAAGUGAUGAAGACGUUUUGAGACCAAAGGACCCGUCUUCAUGCUGCCGCAUUGGCCAGAUCCUCGCCAGCAUUAACACCCAAGACGGGGGCAUCACAAUCACGGAAGCGUCAAAAUCCAGCGAAGGCAACUUCGUUGUCUACACCAUAUCUCUUACUUCCUCCUCAAACUCGGGAGGGAACUACACCUGGGGCCAAAACAACCUCAUCCCCGUCCGCCGACGAUACUCCGAUUUUGCAUCUCUCCACAAAUUUCUUUGUCGACUCUAUCCAACAUGCAUCAUCCCACCAAUCCCGGAGAAGCAAUCCGCCGGAGCAUAUGUCGCACACCCUACAAAAGCCAAGGAAGACGUCACUGUCAUUGAGUAUCGAAAGCGUGCUCUCACUGUCUUUCUGAGGAAAUGCGCGAUGCAUCCCCAUCUUCGUGCUAGCCACUUUUUCCAUAGGUUCUUGGAGAACGACGUCAGCUGGAGCGAGAUCAAUCACACCCCACCCCUCAACACCCUCCCAAAAUCCCUAUACCAUGCACCACCCAUCAACCCCUCCUCCCCAACACCCGCACACGCACACCUACCCGCGCCCUCCUCCUCCUCCAUUCUCACCGCUCGCCAGAAUGCCGCCGGCUACCCCGACCUCGACGCACGCCUCAAGGAGUUCGAACGCACACUCGCACCCACCAUGGAGAAAACAUGUAGACGCCUCGUCCGCCGUUUAGCCGACCUGAGUGCCGAAUACGCCGAACUCGGCGCCGCAUACAACGGGUUCUCACUUACCUCCACAACCCUCCCAACACUGCUCGAGCGUUGCGGACAAGCCUCAGAUCACACCUACCUCGCCGUCGCUGCCCUCGCACAAUCCAUCGCCACCGGUUUCGGCGAGUCGCUGGUUGAACGGAGAGGGUCUGUGGAGGCUGUGAGGGAUGUACUUAAGUUUCGGGCGGGGAAAGAAGCGCAGUAUAUCGCUACGAGGGAGGCAUUGCAGAAAGCCAAGGAGACGUUGGAACAUCUCGAGAAAUCUGAGUUAGAGGCGAAGAGGAUUGAUGGGAUGUUAUCUCGGAUCCAAGGCCCCUCAAUCACCUCCUCCCCCACCUGCCCCGACGACGAUAUCCCACCCCCCGAAGACGUCGCCAUCCCACCCCCAACAGACCGCAAAAAGCGCUCCGGAUCAAGCGGAAUGGGAAUGUCCGCAGUCCUCGGAAAACUCAACCACGCAUUCCAAGGAAUUCUGGAUCAAGACCCGUCCACCACGCGCCGGAAUCAGAUUGGGAAGACGAGGGAGAUGAUUGUGCAGUUGACGUCUGGGGUAGAGGUUGCGGAGAGGGAUAGGAGGGUUUGUGAUGAGGCUGUUAGGAGGGAGAUUGAGAGGUACUUCGGCUCAGUCACAUACUCGGCGGAGGGGAAGGCGGAGGAGGGUGAAGGUGAGAGUGAGGGUGCGGAGGUGCGUGAUGGUAGAGCGGCGGGAGGUGUAUCCGGUGUUGCGCUGAGGGACAUGAUGUCCGGAUGGGCUGGCGCUAUGACAGAGUUCGGGAGGAGGGGGGUCGAGGGGUGGCAAGAUGUUUUGGCGGAGAUUGGGGAGUAAGGUGGACUGUGGUCUGUAGGAUGGGGGUUGGGAUAUGGCGUUGUUUGGAUAUUGAUACCUUCC
Messenger RNA from Saitoella complicata NRRL Y-17804, 1953 nucleotides. RefSeq lists its product as uncharacterized. Gene Ontology annotation, molecular function: phosphatidylinositol binding. Gene Ontology annotation, biological process: retrograde transport, endosome to Golgi. The record is from RefSeq and is a predicted model, not a curated record. The transcript has 2 exons. Lineage: Eukaryota; Fungi; Ascomycota; Saitoellomycetes; Saitoellales; Saitoellaceae. Bases 46 to 1890 code for a protein of 614 amino acids.